GGAGCCGCCGCGGGAGCCGGAGCCCCCGGGGAGGAGCGGCUCGGCAGCCGGCACCCACCGCGGGAGGGGCGGCGGCGGCGGCGGCCGGAGCGACGUCGGGAGGCGAGCGGAACCGCCAUGGCCGAGUUCCCGUCGAAAGUGAGCACGCGGACCAGCAGCCCCGCGCAGGGCGCCGGCGCCUCGGUGUCCGCGCUGCGCCCGGACCUGGGCUUCGUGCGCUCCAGCCUCGGUGCGCUCAUGCUGCUGCAGCUGGUGCUGGGGCUGCUGGUGUGGGCCCUGAUUGCCGACACCCCAUACCACCUGUACCCGGCCUACGGCUGGGUCAUGUUUGUGGCUGUCUUCCUCUGGCUGGUGACAAUCGUCUUCUUCAUCCUCUACCUGUUUCAGCUGCACAUGAAAAUGUACAUGGUGCCCUGGCCGCUGGUGUUAAUGAUAUUCAACGUGGGCGCCACUGUUCUCUACAUCACGGCCUUCAUCACCUGCUCUGCUGCCGUCGAGCUGACGUCACUGAAGGGCACCCGGCCCUAUAACCAGCGUGCGGCGGCCUCUUUCUUUUCGUGUUUAGUGAUGAUUGCCUACGGAGUGAGCGCUUUCUUCAGCUUCCAGGCCUGGCGGGGAGUGGGCAGCAAUGCAGCCACCAGUCAGAUGGCUGGGGGCUACGCCUAGACCGCCCGUGCCAUGGCCCACCUUGGGGCUGAAGGCUGCAGCCGGGUCCCAGCGUGGGGCGGCCCGUGAGCCCGAGGCCUGAGCCCUCUGUGGAGUCGGCCUGGAAGGGACUACACUUGUUCUGCUCGUCAGACUCGGGCUCACCCAGCACUCCUAAGGAAUCAGGAUCCAUCCUCUGGUUUGGCCCAAGUCAGCACGCACAGGGGCUGGAAGGAGGCCAGUGGCUGAGACCGUCUGCCCAUCGUCCGUAUUUAGUGGAAGGUGACGGGGGAUACGGGGCUGUCAGUGUCUCUGCUUUGUCUUUUGACUUCAGUGUCCCAGGCUGGGGCCCAGGCUUCUCACCAACACUAAGUGCACUAACAAGGACUCCAGACCUGCAGCCCCCGACCCUCCGUAGAAUAAGCCUAACAAGCUACAUGUAUUUAUCUUAGUCUUUGUUCUGGGACUGCAGAGCAAGUUUUCGAAACCGGUCUGAUUCCUUAAAACACAAUUUGUUUCUUCGUAAGUAGGCUCCAUGCCCCGCGUGGAGCCCAGUGCAGGGCUUGAACUCAGGACUCUGAGACCUUUGUGGAAAGAGUGUUAUGGUAUCUGACGGCAUGGUCUUCCUUUCCUGCAUUCCAAAUGUGCGAGUGAUUUCAAACAGUCGGUUGGAAGCAACUUCUCAGUGAUGAAAUACCCAGCCGGCCUUCCUCCCUCUCCCCAGCCCUUGUUUGUAAUACUCCCCUGGGGAAAAGCUAACCAUGCUGACUGCUUCCCUGACCCUGCUGAUGAGGCACGGGGGCCAUGGAGGAGGGAGAGGGAACCGGGACCUUGCCUGGUGAGUUGUCCUGUGCUUGGUGGUGACUUUGUUUUUUUGUUUUGUUUUUUUUUUUUUUACAAAAAUAAAGAUGGAAGAACUUAUUUGGAAAAGGUGUUGGGUAAUCCUGGUUGUAGAUGCUUAUAAAUUCUGGGAAGGUGCAGGUAAGGAUGGCAGUGACAGGGGUUCCAGAUGCCUGUGGAGGGCAAGUCCGGUUCUGGAGUCGCUCAGCAGCACCCGUGACGUCCUUGACCGGAGGCGGCCUGACCCACUUCCUGCCUGCCCUGCCGGGGACGGCCCUGCCUAAUGCCGUGUGUCCCGACAGGUUGAACAGCGCCUUUUACUCUCACAAGGGUCUCCGUUGAAUACUAAAUCA
Messenger RNA from Mirounga angustirostris (Northern elephant seal), 1838 nucleotides. RefSeq names its product plasmolipin (gene PLLP). Gene Ontology annotation, molecular function: structural constituent of myelin sheath. Lineage: Eukaryota; Metazoa; Chordata; Mammalia; Carnivora; Phocidae. Gene Ontology annotation, biological process: myelination. Gene Ontology annotation, cellular component: membrane. The transcript is spliced from 4 exons. The record is from RefSeq and is a predicted model, not a curated record. Bases 118 to 666 code for a protein of 182 amino acids.